AUGCCGACUUCACCAUCCUCUCUCAAAUCAACUGCUCGAGGAUUCGAGAUCCUCUUGAUGCCCUACGAUGUCAUGAAAUACAUGGCUAGUGUUCAAACAUUGGCUUUGGGAGAUAUCUCUACGGACUAUGGUGAUGGUUCUAUCUUUCUAACGAUUGAAAUCGCUGAAGCAGAGGCAGUCGCCCAAGGAAAAGAAAUGUCUAGCCUUUGCAUUACGUUCCCUUCCGGCAAUUUCUGCAUCGGCCGUUUGAAAUACACAGAGUUUCACAAGUGUGUGGUCUACUAUAGACGUGGAGAUGGAGAGGAGAAUGCGUCAGUUUGGUUGCUCUCCGCCUCUUUGCCACAGCUGGAGCUAAAGUCUAAGGCCCCAAACUCUUCCUGGAAGAUUAUUCAAGCUUACCCAGGUGCUGAUACUCCUGAAAGGCGCGAUGCUCUUUACAUGCGAUGUCCAAAGGGCCGUCAAAUCAGCGCAGAGUUCUUUAACUACUGUGAGCUUGGGAAUCUCCAAUGUGGGAAUUUGGAUAUUCAGAUCUGUGAUACAUUUGAUCCUCAAGGACAUUUGAGGCGAGGUGUCCUUGCAAAUGAUUUCCUAAUAAGAAUUGAUUCCGAGACGUUGCUUAAGAUCCUAAGGGAUCCGAAGAGCAAGUUGAAGAAGAAGAGGAAUGAUAGUCCUCCACCAGAGUUAAUGGCAUAUAUUAACUCUCCAGAGCAAUCUGGGAUUCCUGAUCAAUCUGUUCCACCGGAUUCACACGAAGGAAAGCUUACAACAGCAACUAGCCCUCAAGACAAGAGUCCUGAUGCUAAAUUAUUGAUACCUGCUAUCGUCGUUUCGGAAGCCGAGUCAGGUCCCAAAGCGACAGCUUCUGAAGGCCACAUACUUGAUGACCCCUGUCCAGGACCUGCUGGUUGUCAAAUCUUGGUAUCGCUGUCUACUUCUUCCGCUUCUAAGUUCAAGACUACCGGAUCUCAAAACUUGAUUGAUUUUGGAGACGAUUUUGUUGGGUUGGGAAAUUUCGAACAAAAAUCUUGGGUUGAGAUUCUUGCAGAGGAGUUGCGUUUGGACGAUGUCACCGAGACGAACCCGACUGUUAAAUCGAACUGUUGGUUGGAUCUCCUCAAGGAGGAGUUCCAUGAGGUAUACAACUGA
Messenger RNA from Orbilia oligospora ATCC 24927, 1146 nucleotides. RefSeq lists its product as uncharacterized. The record is from RefSeq and is a predicted model, not a curated record. The coding region runs from base 1 to 1146 and encodes 381 amino acids. Lineage: Eukaryota; Fungi; Ascomycota; Orbiliomycetes; Orbiliales; Orbiliaceae. The transcript has 3 exons.